UCCCAUUUAAACAAACACUGUCCUGCCGAAGAUGGCGGAGAGUUUAUAGAGGCGAAAAAGAAACUGCUCUACUCAAUGAAAGCGUCGAAGCCGGAUAUGCUGAGACAUUGAAGCUACACUAGACCCUGAAUGGAGCUUGACUGGGGCUUGGACUGGCCAAGGUGCUGAUAUGCGCUGAAGAUGAGCGGGGUAGGAGAGAACCCGUUGGAGCCGCUGUGCUCUGACCGCAAACGCAAACUAUCCACCUGUGACACACCAGGCUUAGGGUGUGACAAGCGUCGGAGGGAACAGGAGAGCAAAUACAUCGAGGAGCUGGCCGAGCUCAUCUCUGCCAACCUCUCCAACAUCGACAGCUUCAACGUCAAGCCUGACAAAUGUGCCAUCCUCAAGGAGACCGUGAGACAGAUCAGACAAAUCAAAGAGCAAGGAAAGAGCUCAUGCAACAAUGACGAUGUCCAGAAGGCGGAUGUGUCCUCCACUGGUCAAGGGGUCAUUGACAAGGACCAUCUGGGACCGUUGCUGCUACAGGCCCUGGAUGGCUUUCUGUUUGUGGUGAAUCGAGACGGCAGCAUUGUAUUUGUAUCAGAUAAUGUGACUCAGUACCUGCAGUACAAGCAGGAGGAGCUGAUCAACACCAGUGUGUACAACAUCCUCCAUGAGGAGGACAGAGAGGAGUUCCAUAAGAAUCUACCCAAGUCCAAUGCACCUAACGGGGCAUCGUGGGGUGGAGAGGCGCCCCGGCAGAAGAGCCACACCUUCAACUGUCGUAUGCUGGUGAAGUUUGCCCAUGGUCAAAGUCAUGGGCCGUCAGAGGAGGGGCCUGGGGGCCAGCGCUAUGAGACCAUGCAGUGUUUCGCACUCACUCAGCCCCGCGCCAUGAUGGAAGAGGGUGAAGAUUUGCAGUCAUGUAUGAUCUGUGUGGCACGACGCAUCACUGCAGUGGAGAGGACAGAGAGGUUCAGCACUCGCCAUGAACUGUCUGGUAAGCUCAUUGAGAUUGAGCAGCAGAGCUCUCUCCACACCACGAUGCGUCCAGGUUGGGAGGACCUGGUCAGGCGCUGCAUGCAGAUGUUCCUCCAUCGCAGUGAGGGACAGGCCUGGUCUUACAAACGUCACUUCCAUGAUGCUUUCCUUCAUGGCCAUGCGGAGACCCCUCUCUACCGCUUUUCACUCUCUGAUGGCACUCCAGUCACAGCCCAGACCAGGAGCGACCUCUGCAGGAAUCCAAACUCCAAUGAGCCACCCACCUUCCUUUCCACACACCUGCUCCAAAGGGAGCAGAAUGGAUACCGCAGUAACCAGGCUGGAGGUAUGAGGCCUCAAGGCAUGGGCGUGAACAACCCCAACCCACAGAUGAACAUGGGUCCAGGAGGAGGCAUGGGCAUGGGCAUGAACAGGGGCUAUGUCAUGGGUGAGCAUGGCAAUAUGCCACCAAGAGGAGUGCCUCCAUAUGCUGGGGGCAACCGCAUGAAUCCCAUGAACCAGAUGAAUCCCAUGCAUCAAAUGAAUCAGAUGAACUCCAUGCACCAGAUGAACAACAUGGGUCAGAUGAAUCAGAUGAAUCAAAUGAAUUCCAUGCAUCCAAUGAACUCUUCCAUGAACUCCGUGAACCAAAUGGGGUCUAUGAACCAGAUGAAUCAAAUGAAUCAGAUGGCCCACCAUGGCAUGCAUCAGCAGCAGCACCAACAUCAGCAGAUGGGUCAGUUCCAUGGAGGUGGAGGAGGUGGAGGCUAUGGCAUGGGAAUGACCAGCCCCCCACAGGCUAGUCCGGGGAUGAAUGGCCCCCCGCACAAUGUCAUGGGCUCACCAAGAGUCCGAGGGAGCCCCAAGAUGGGUGCCAGACCCUUCUCACCCGGAGGUAUGAAUUCUCCCAUUAGCUCCAGUCACCCGGGUAACUCUGGUAGUGGAGGAGGAGGGACGACCUUUUCUAGCAGCUCCCUGAAUGCCCUCCAAGCCAUAAGUGAGGGAGUUGGCAACCCCAUGCCCUCCCCCCUCACCUCUCCUCCCCCACACAAGCCCGACAGCUCUCCUAGCAUCAACUCCACCAACCAGAGCCAGGCUCAGGGAGGACCCUGUAAACCAGGCCUCUCAGCCCACUCUGACUCCAAGAGCCCAGGCACCUCACUGGCAGCGGGAGGGGAGCAGCAAACCCAGCAGCAUCCACACACGCCCAUAACAGAGGGCCCUCCUGACAAGCCAGAUAGCCAGGCCAGCAGAGAGGGGGGUCAGACUGGCGGAGAACCCAACCGACGGGUCCCUGACACCAAGUGCCACAAGAAGCUCCUCCAGCUCCUCACCGCCCCAACAGAUGAGCUGGUGCCACCUAAUCCUACACCUAGCUCUGGACCCAACUCCACCCCUGAGGCCAAGGAGGGAGCAACCAGUGUCACCAGCCCCUCCUCCUCAACAGGUGUGUCCUCCUCCACAGGUGGGAUUGGUCAGCAGAGUCUGGGAACAGUGUCUUGUUCCAGUGGGACAGGACAUUGUACCAAUCAGUCCCUGCAGGAAAAGCACAAGAUCCUCCACAAGCUCCUGCAAAAUGGGAACACUCCUGAUGAAGUGGCCCGCAUCACAGCUGAAGCCACUGGAAAGAGCACCCUGGAUACUGGGGGGCCAGAGGCUGGGGCGACAGCCAUUGGAGGGGUUAGGGGAUCAGAAUCAAAGCAGGAACAGCACAGCCCUAAGAAGGAGAAGACCCACGCCCUUCUCCACUACCUUCUUAAUAAGGAUGACCCAAUAGAAAGCGGCGAUAUCAAACCAAAGCUGGAGGAGCUAGAGGGGAGAGGGACUCAGGGGCCAGGCAUCUCCAGCUCCGACCCCCACUCCACAGAUGGAAAAGUCAAGAUGGAGCCACCUGAUGAGUUGGAGACGUUGGAAACCAUUCUGGGAGGCCCCAGGAGCAGCUCUGGUUUUUACCCUGAACCAGACUCCAGAGCAGGGAAAGAAGUGGGAAACAAGCAGGGGAAUAUCCCCGAUAGUUUACACGAUGGGGAGAGAGGCCCCAUGGCCCCAGUCCAACGUGGUCCCUACCAGAGGGCCCUGUCUGUCGAUGCCAAGCCCAUGGGUGGAGAGGGAGGAGUGGGAGGUGGGCUGGCUGGGAGGAGGAAUGUACCCUGUCCCACCCUGGUCAAACAGGAGAACAUGGAGGCUCCCAUUCGAGCUGGAAAUGUGGCCAAUGGCUUUCCUGGAGGCAUUGGUGUUUGUCCACCACGGGGCGGUGCCACAAGAGGUAUGGGUCGAGGCAUAGGAAUGCAACAGCGCCCUCCAAUGGCAGGAACAGGAGACUGGGGGAUGCCAAGGCCCAAUGCCAGCCCUGUGGGUGGACCAGGUCACCCUGGUAUGGGCCGUUCUGGCAUGAUGGGAGGACCCAUGAUCAACCGCUCCAACAGUGUGCCUGGAAACACCAGGUCCAUGCUACAGCAGCAGCUCAUGGAUAUGGGGUCCAGUGAGGGCAAUAUGGGUAUGAGCCCCUUUGGUGGACAAGGCCCCCCACCUCAGUCCCCAUCCUGGCCCGACUCUGCCAUGGGAUUGGACAGACCAGCGAAUAACACAAACAGGGGCCAGUUUGGGAACCCGCUGGAUGAGCUGCUGGUGCCGCCGUCCACCAGCGAGGGUCAGAGUGAUGAACGGGCACUUCUGGACCAGCUGGACUCUCUGCUCAACAACACUGAUGUCAUUGCUCUGGAGGAAAUAGACCGAGCCCUAGGCAUCCCUGACCUUGUAGGCCAGGCUCAGGGUCCUGAGGGGCAACAGCAGGGCCAGGGUCAAGGCCAAGGUCAGUGCCCGCCGUCAGAGCCCUUCCAAGGGCCAGACUCCUCCAUGGGCAUGGACCAGAAGCCCAUGUAUGGCCAGGGUUACCCUGGGCCCCCAGGACCCCCCUCCAUGGGCAUGCAGCCUGGCUAUGGCAGCAACCCCAUGCAAGGCCAGUCUCCUGGAGGCUUCAACCCCAUGAUGAAUCAGAUGGGCCAGCCAGGGGGCUUUCCUGGCAUGGGGGGCAUGGGGGGUAUGGGCAACCCGCGUGCCAACAUGAUGAGACCCCGCAUGAUGAAUGCCACCAAGCCCCUCCGACUGCAGCUACAGCAGAGACUACAAGGACAACAGUUUAUGAACCAAACUCGACAAGGCAUGAAGAUGGAGAAUGCCCCUGGAGGAAACCCCGCCAUGCGCCCAGGCAUGCAACCUGGUAUGCAGCCUCCUGGCAUGGGUGGUCAGCCUGGUUUCCUGAAUGCCCAGAUGAUGGCUCAGCGCAGCAGGGAGAUGAUGACCAUGCAGAUGAGGAGGCAGCGGAUGAUGAUGUUGAUGCAGCAGCAGCAGCAGCAGCAGCAGCAGCAGCAGGGGCAGGGAGCAGCAGGAGGCUUCAGCCCCCCUCCUAAUGUCACAGCACCAGGAGGCAUGGACAGCCCAAUGGGAGGACCCCCAAUGAACCAGCCUGGACAGCAGGCCUUCAACUAUGGUGGCAACUAUGGAAUGAACCAGCAGGGGGAUCCAUCAUUCAUGGGUCCAGGUAGCAGUCCACCAGGCAACAUGAUGCCAGGGCGGAUGGGAGGCCCUCCUCAGAAUGCCAUGAUGCCAGGAAUGCAGGGUAACCCCCAGGGAGGACCCAUGUACCAGUCUGGAGAGAUGAAGGGCUGGCCACAGGGCAACAUGCCCCGCAACAGCUCUUACCCACAGCAGCAGUUUCCCCAGCAGGGCAACCAGGGGCAGUUUGGACCCAUGAUGAUGAACAGUCCCAUGGGCGGACCGGGCCCGGUGAGCGGGCCUGGAGCGGGACAAAUGGGCCAAAUGCCAGGGCAGAUGCAGAGCCAGAUGCAGGGCCAAAUGGGCAUGAACACAAUGGGAAUGGGCCGAAUGCCAGUGGGACCUGAUCAGAAGUUUUGCUGAAGACAUGUAGCUGACAGCAGGAAGAGUCCUCACCAAGAGGGCAGCAGAAUCUGGAGCCUUCCCAGCUGUGGCAGAGCAGUGUGGAGCCAGAGACGAGCUGGCCACAGAAGAGCUACACACACACACACACACACACAUAGUCCUCCAUCCCAAACCACCUCCAGGAGACUCUGAACACACCACAGUGACACAACACAGCACACCGCUCAUACUGGAGACAGCGGGGCAUAAGGACAAACUGUCACAAGGGCCUCUGUCUCCAUGAUGCACAAACACAACAGCUGGGCGUGUGCACGUUUGUGGGUUCACGUGAACGACCUGGAGCUGUCAGGCAGUAUUCGGCUUCAUGGCUGGGAAGCAGAACAGGACUACGGUACAACUGGCUGUGGCUGCACUUUACCUGGAGGCUUCUGUAUGGAAAAGGAUUGUUGCAAUAUUUCCUCAUCAUUACAGCCUUACUAGAGAUUCAAUGCCUUCACAACAGUGGGUUUCUUUGUCUUUCUUAUCAUUUGGAUGCGCCUCAUUCUUACAGAAGUCGUUGGAAGCUAUAAGCACACAGUUUGUUACUGUUUUAUGCAGAUUGGAGCAAUAACUCUUGUCUCUAUGCUUUAGACUGUAACUGAGCAUCAUAACACCUGUCAUAAGCAAACAAAUGGUACUGCAGUAUUAGAUGUCACAAAUGUCCUCUCUGUGAAUAUGAAUUGUAAAUAUUCUACAAAAUAUAUCAUACAUGCUUUUUAUAGGCCCAUUUUAUUGCACAAAGUAUAAGACUUGGUCGUAUUUUUGUGUCUCAUAGGUCAAUAAUGUUUUGGUUGAUUUGCUUUUUUUUUUUUUCCUUUUCAAACUUGGCAAAUGAUGCAGGUGUGUUUUUGGUUUUCCUUCCCUUGUUUGUCAUUUUGCUUUCCCCACCCCCACCCCAAAAGAUAACAGCCAUGUCUUUCAUGUUUUAGUGAGGCACUUUUACUUGUAAUGAUGUGAGUGUCUGAUGAGAUGAAGGUUUUGAGCUUUCACAUUAUCAGAUGUUUUAUUGAAAGUUGGAGUGAGCUCUGUCAGCACAGCCCUUCAGUGUAAAGGCAGUGUCUUUAUCAAAACGAUGUCUGUCUGUCUGUCAGUCUGUGUGUUAGUGAGCUGGGGUGUAACAGGUGGACUGUGCGUCUUGGUGUCCUUGUCGACAGUACAGUGAAGAUGGGAACACAUCCUCCUCCCCCGUUCAGCGACAGGCCUGCUCCUCUCAGUGUUUCUCCCCUCCCUCCACCACCUCUUUCUGUGGAGCGAUUUUAUUCCCCCCAUCUUCCUUUGACUGUUAUUCUCAACUUGCUGAAUCUACCUUUUCAACAUGCGCAAUCCAAAGAUAUUUUUCCACAUCUUUGUAUAGUUUCUGAGGUUGCUGGUGUACAUUUUUUUAUGAUAUAUUAUGCCGAUGAUAAAUGGGUACAUAUCAUGGAUCUUUACAAGCAUAUGAUGGUUAUGGACUGUAUGCAUAAAGGGGACGGGGCAUAUUUCUUCUGUGGGGAGGCCAGGGGGAAGCUGUCAGUGCAGUACUAAGAGGACUGGAAAAGCUCAACCCCACAACAGGAAGUCCUCUUGUUUUUACAUCCAGAAACAAACAAUAAAAACAAACAAAAACUUAAGCAUAUUUUGCUGUGAACAAGGAGAACCAAUGGAAUGGAAUACACUUUAAGACAUAUCAAUCUGUCUCUUCUAUUUUUCAUGAAAUAACUUCAUUUUGUGUCCAGAUUUUGUUACUUCAGGAAAAUGACCUUUGUAGAGUUUCAAUGAAGUGCAAACAGAAAGGCUGGAAAUCACUCGGUUAUUUUGUUUUCUUUAUUUGGAGGUGAGAUAAGCUGUCAUUUUGCAGGAUGUAUAUUACAGAUUUUUUUCUCUUGAUGUUGAUAUUGAUGUAAAUACAAAUUUCUAUUUAAACA
This is a messenger RNA of Myripristis murdjan (pinecone soldierfish), 6806 nucleotides long. It is a transcript of the gene ncoa3, whose product is annotated as nuclear receptor coactivator 3. The record is from RefSeq and is a predicted model, not a curated record. The coding region runs from base 181 to 4881 and encodes 1566 amino acids. Gene Ontology annotation, biological process: cellular response to hormone stimulus; positive regulation of transcription by RNA polymerase II. Gene Ontology annotation, cellular component: nucleus. NCBI's taxonomy places the organism in Eukaryota, Metazoa, Chordata, Actinopteri, Holocentriformes, Holocentridae. Gene Ontology annotation, molecular function: protein dimerization activity; nuclear receptor binding. The transcript has 23 exons.